UCAAAAUGGCCUAUCUCAUAGUCGCGUUUUUAGUGAUUACAUUAUCAUUAUGUUAUUAUUUAUUUACAAGGAAGUACGAUUAUUGGAAAAAACGGAAUGUGCCUCAUCUCGAGCCUACCACGUUUUUCGGGAAUUACAAAGACUACCUCCUUUUGAAAACAUAUUUGCCGAAAGUAAUCGGUGAUAUUUGUAAAAAAUUCCCAAAUGAGCCGUACGUUGGUGCCUAUUUCGGCACGGAACCCGCCCUCAUCGUCAAGGAUCCUGAAUACCUGAAGCUUAUUAUGAUGAAGGACUUCUACUACUUCAACAGCAGAGAGAUCAGAGACUUCACCGACAGUGAAAUUAUUACACAGAAUGUAUUUUUCGAAAGCGGGAACAGAUGGAAGAUCCUCAGACAAAACUUCACGCCGUUGUUCUCUUCGGCUAAAAUGAAGAAAAUGUUCUAUCUAAUAGAAGAAUGUUCAACAGUACUCGAAAAAAUAUUGGACGACGCAUCAACUGUACCUAGCACCGAAGCAAGAUAUCUCAUGUCCAGAUUCACCAUAGACUGCAUUGGAUCUUGCGUUUUUGGGCUGAACACAGAAUGCUUGGCAGUCAACGAUUCCAACAACCCCUUUCUUCAUAUCGGCAAAAAGAUUUUCGAGAUGAACAACAUCAGAGCUUUGAGAAGCAUUGGCCGUGCCCUGUGGCCGUCUGUAUUCUACAAGCUAGGUUUUACCGCUUUUCCCUCUGAAAUCGGUGAUUUCUUCUCAAAGCUGCUAGUGAACGUGUUUGAGCAGCGCAAGUAUAAGGACUCGGGUAGACAUGACUUUGUGGAUCUCAUGCUCAGCUUAAAGCAAAACAAAUAUAUUAACGGGGACAGUAUUGCCAAUAUAAAAGGCGAUGACAAGAAAACUACCAUGAAAGUUGAUAACGCUCUUCUGUGUGCCCAGGCGACAAUAUUCUUCGCAGCGGGAUACGAAACCUCUUCAGCGACCAUGAGUUUCGCACUUUACGAAUUAGCAAAGAACCCAGAGAUUCAGGAGCGUGCCAUUGCUGAAGUUGACGAAUACUUUAAGAAAAAUGACAAGUUAUCGUAUGAGAGUGUUAAUGAAACACCGUAUCUUCAGGCUAUUACGAAUGAAACUUUGCGCCUAUACCCUGUGCUCGGUAUGCUAACCAGGGAGGUGGUAGAAGACUACACGCUUCCCUCAGGACUCGUGUUGAACAAAGAUCUGCGCGUCCACAUCCCAGUGUACCACCUGCACAGAGAUCCCAACAACUUCCCAGAGCCCGAUACAUUCCGCCCGGAGAGGUUCUUGGAACCAGAUACCAUUAAGCCGUUCACUUAUAUGCCAUUUGGAGACGGACCUAGAAUAUGCUUGGGUAUGAGGUUCGCCAAGAUGCAAAUGACGGCUGGUCUUCUCACCGUUUUUAAGAAGUGCAGGGUUGAGUUAGCAGAUGAUAUGCCAAAGACACUAGAAUUCGACCCUCGUGCCCCCACCACGCAGACAGGGUCAGGCAUUAAUCUUAAAUUCAUCCCCCGAACAUACUAAGUAACUUACGACACAGUAAAAAUGCUUUAAAAUAAUCCAAAGUAACGAUAAUUAUUAAGCUCCAAUUUCCUGCAACCGGAUUUAGUUUUUAUAAUAUUGGUCUCUAAAAGCUAUUAGCAUAAAAAUAAUUUCCAUUUAAGCAUGGAUUUUUUAUUAUUUACCUAUGGUAAGUUUUAUAAAAUAGCGUAGCAUUUAGCUACUAUUCCAGGUUCCUCGAAACCUAUUUCAGGCACCAGUCUCUCACAACACUAGUUGAUAAGCUCACUCACUAUGUAUUUGCAAGCAAUGUAUCUAUUUACCUAAUGUUGUGAUGAGACAAAUAAAGUUAUAUUUAAUUAUUUUUUUAUUUAAACUAUUAUGUAUUCUGUGACAUAGCCUUAAGGAUAAUAAACAUUUGUAUAAAUCGUUGUAAGUUUUUUUUCUAGAAAGUCGUUUAGUAUUAUCAGGCGUUAGCCACGAAGCGAUAAAUUGUAAGACUUCGUUUAGUCAGACUUUAUAUUGUAAUAAUAUUGUAACUACGAAAAACAAGGUUUUUCUUUAUUUCCGAGGGCCAUGAUAAAGUUGAUAAUGUAAAAUUAAAACAUGGCUAGUGAUUUUUUUUAAUAAAUGUUUCUUUAUAAUAAUUCUAUUAACGGAAUUCCUUUUCAUUGGCGUAUUGUUCAAUUAUUAUGUAAUUAUUGUAUGAAUAGC
Colias croceus (clouded yellow) is the source of this 2225-nucleotide messenger RNA. Its product is annotated as cytochrome P450 6B2-like. NCBI's taxonomy places the organism in Eukaryota, Metazoa, Arthropoda, Insecta, Lepidoptera, Pieridae. The coding region runs from base 6 to 1535 and encodes 509 amino acids. The transcript is spliced from 2 exons. The record is from RefSeq and is a predicted model, not a curated record. Gene Ontology annotation, molecular function: monooxygenase activity; iron ion binding; heme binding.